GAACACAAGCACUUUAUCUUUCUAUUUUUUUAUUUUUUUUUUUAUUUUUUUUGGUUUUUUACUAUUUUUCCCGCUUUCGAGGAAUCUUAUCAAUCAAGAAUAAUGAGUGAUUACGAUCAACGAAAAUAUGAUAUUGGUAUACAAUAGGACACUUGUUCUCCUUUAGUUGCAUUCAUCAACUUUAAACUCAUCGAUUACUAAUGUCCUUACAUCGUGAACCAGUGCUGUUUGGCGCUACUGGAUUCACAGGCCAACUCACAGCAGAGUAUUUAGUCGAGGUUCAUAAACAAAAUGUAACGGAAGAGAAACUAACGAUUAUAUGGUCAAUAAAUGAAACAAGGAAGGAAAAUUCACUGCUAACCAACUUUUCUUGGGCACUUGCUGGUCGGAAUCUUGGCAAACUUGAAAAGGUGCGAGAUCGGUUAAUUGAAUUAGAUUCAUCGUUGAAAGAUCUUGAUCUGAUCAUCGCCAAUACGAACCAACCAGACAGCCUCGAUGCUGUUCUUUCGCAAACACGUGUUGUCAUCAGUACAGUCGGCCCUUUCACACUCUACGGCACCCCCCUUGUCGAAGCCUGUCUUCGUCAAAAAACGCAUUACGUUGAUAUUACAGGGGAGUCGCCAUGGAUAAAAACAAUUAUUGAUAAAUAUGACCAACAAGCCAAAGACAACCAAGUGAUGAUUGUUCCUAGCUGCGGAUUUGACUCCGUUCCUAGUGAUUUAGGCGCCUAUAUGGUGUCGCAAUACAUGCACACUCACCAUCAUUUGGAUUUGGCUUCUCUUAAAAUGUCCGUGACAAAGUUGAAAGGUGGCUUCUCUGGAGGCACUAUCCAGUCCAUGAUGGAAAUUAUAUACCAACAACAACAACAACAACAACUGCACAAUGAUGGAACGAAGGAAAAUAUGAAUGAUCCUUAUAGUCUAGCCACCCGUCGUGGCGUAGACAAAGGAACCCUCAUUCCCAAAUUGCAACGAGACCAUGAUUUUGGGCAUCAAUGGCAGACGUUCUUCAUCAUGUCCGCUAUCAAUGAAAAAGUCGUGCGUCGUAGCUGGUCUAUUUGGACAGAUCGCGGUCAAAGUUACGGGCCUCUUUUUACCUAUCAGGAACGAACAAGCGUUCCUCACUUUUUAGUUGCCCUGCUCCUCACCUCGGCGGUAUGUACCAUCUUUCCAUUAUUGACAGCUAUGGCAAGAUAUACACCGUCGUUCUUCAGGAAGCUGAUGCAUUGGUUACCUGGCUCGGGAGAUGGACCCACUGCUGAACAGAGAGCGAAAGGAGGUUUUGAAAUGCAAUUUGUAGGCGUGUCAGAGAGCGAGCCGUACGAUGAGGCUAAGCGCAUUCGAGCCAUUGUCAAAGGCUUCCGUGACCCUGGUUAUGGUGACACGUGCCGUAUGGUAGCUGAAUCCGCGUUAUGUAUAGUCAAGAGCUUACAUCAAUUGCCGGGCAAUAAAGGUGGCAUCUUGACUCCCGCCACAGCAUUUGGCCAAAUCCUGAUCGAUCGCUUGACGAAAGAUCAAGGUAUGGUUUUCCAAGUGAAGGAUUUGUAAAAUCUAUUUGCAUUCCAUUCUCCUUUACAAACGACAAGUAAACUUCCAGAGAUAUAUGUUAUU
Mycotypha africana is the source of this 1610-nucleotide messenger RNA. Its product is annotated as saccharopine dehydrogenase. Gene Ontology annotation, biological process: glycolipid biosynthetic process. The transcript has 4 exons. Bases 201 to 1547 code for a protein of 448 amino acids. NCBI's taxonomy places the organism in Eukaryota, Fungi, Mucoromycota, Mucoromycetes, Mucorales, Mycotyphaceae. Gene Ontology annotation, cellular component: plasma membrane. The record is from RefSeq and is a predicted model, not a curated record.